Messenger RNA from Salmo salar (Atlantic salmon), 2395 nucleotides. The record is from RefSeq and is a predicted model, not a curated record. NCBI's taxonomy places the organism in Eukaryota, Metazoa, Chordata, Actinopteri, Salmoniformes, Salmonidae.
UCUGCUCUGCUCGGUAAAGCGGAAUAAGUAUACACCCACUGACUACUGCGGAGACUGCAUUGCUGUAAAUGCUUCAUGGCCACUGCAGAUGUCGGAUUGAACAUACAUCGGGUUUUACUGGUUCGCUGCACGGAUAGCGCUGCUGUAAUCAGUCUGGUAUUUUACAGGCUUCCCUUACUGGGCCUCAGACAAUUAAAACUAUCUGUACUGUCGAAGAGGACGUUGUUCCAACAGACUCUCGUGUAGAGUUAGACGAUAACAGACAACAGGAUUAUUGGUGGAUAGGGUGUUGAACGUUUUGUUGACUUUAAUAUAACCAGUAAAAUCUUAUCCAGGAUCUUUCUGAAGUAAGAUUACUUUAGAUUAAUCGAGUUUUUAUAUUUUAAAAGGACGUUUGAUUGCUUUAGUCUAGCUGUGACAAAGAAGUAACUGUAGUGUUGCCUAGCUACAGAUUUACUGUCACGUUUUUUUAUUUGAAGAAACGCUGAAGAAAGAAUAGCUAACUAUGGAUCGGGACAGAACUAGCCCGUCCCCCUCCACCCUUCCAGAGUCCCCGGGUUGCAACUCUCCCGGUAGCGCCUUACUGCAGGGUCUGAAGAGGGUGUCUUCGUUGCUGAUCGACUGCAGGAAAACAACAGGGCAGAGUGGAACUUCGAGAGAUGGACACGAGGAAGAUGGAGAUUUGAUUUCAUCAAGUAAGAACAAUGGGACACACCUAAACGUGGUUAUCUCGGUGGGAGGGGCUUAUCUGCUCAACUUCAACCACAUGUUGCUGACGAGGCAGAGAAGUGUGUCUCCAGGUCAGAACACUUCAAGAAACAUCAGCAGAGACAUAUAGGGAAGAAACGUCACCACUGCUGCUCUGACUGUGGGAAGAAUUUCACUAGCCGGAGUUGCUUCAUUAUUCACCAACGGAUUCACACCGGCGAGAGACCAUACUUCUGCUCUCAGUGUGGGAAGAGGCACAUCUCUGCAGGGCGUCUUAAAGAACACCAAAGAAUCCAUACAGGAGAGAAACCUUACAGAUGCUCACAGUGUGGGAAGACUUUUGCUCUAUCUGGCACCUUAAAAUCUCACCUGAGAAUCCAUACAGGAGAGAAACCGUACUGCUGCUCUCAGUGCGGGAGAAGUUUUACUGUAUCUACGGCCUUAAAAUCUCAUCUGAGAGUCCAUACAGGAGAGAAACCAUACUGCUGCUCUCAGUGUGGGAAGUGUUUUACUGUAUCUAGCGCCUUAAAAUCGCAUUUGAUAAUUCAUACUGGCGAGAGGCCUUACUCCUGCCUUUGUUGUGGGAAAAGCUUUGUUAGUGCAGGAAACCUAACUGUACACAAGCGGAUACAUACUGGAGAGAGGCCUUAUAGCUGUGAUCAGUGUGGAAAGAGCUUUGCUCUAGCUUCCGUGCUGACUUCACACCGGCACAUACACACUGGAAAGAAACCUUAUAGCUGUGAACAGUGUGGGAAGAGCUUUGCCAUCGCUUCCUCCCUGACUAGACACCAGCGAACACACACUGGAGAAAAGCCUUAUGUCUGUCUAUGUGGAAAGAGCUUUGCUCAGUUAGGGACAAUGAAAAGUCACCAGAAAACAAAAACGUGCCCUAUUUGAUCUCCCUCCUAUACGGCACCGGUUCCAGAUCCCUAAAUAAACAAUCAAUAAAAAGCUUCUAGUGAUCAUGCAUACCCAUCUCCCAUUGUUAAACAGUUGACUUAGUCUGAUCACCAUGGUAACCUCUGUGGAGCAUAAUAUGCAGCUCUGAUCUAGGAUCAGGUCUCCCCUGUAUCUAUGUAAUAUCACACAUUGGGAUUUGAAUCGAUAAAUGUUAUCAUAGAUGAUGUCAUAGUCAACCUGUGUGUGUGUGCUCAUAAAACUAAUCAAUGAUACAUUGGAUAAUCGGUCAAUGCAAGAACUAUGCAUAUUGUCUUGUAACACCGGUUAAUGUAAUAACUUUUAGAUUUGUAAUGUAAUAUCUUGUACCCCAGAAAUGGAACGUAAAUCACAGAAAAUAGAUGCUGUGGUGGUAGCUGCAGAGAUUUAUUUGGGUAUAUGAGAUUUGACUUCAGAAGAGUUACAUGGUGUGUUGAAGGGUGAUGUCCCGUCCUCCCAGGCUGUUGGGAUGGAGCAGAUGGGGUCAAAGUAGUGGAAUGGGGUAGUGGGUUUUUAUUGCGUAGGUGGCAGCUCCUGAGAAGUACCUGGUUGUACAAUGUUUUACUGCAGAAGAGUUAUAAGAUGUUUUGAGAUAAAGAAAUAUACAUAAACUCAGCAAAAAAAGAAAUGUCCUCACAAUGUCAACUGCGUUUAUUUUCAGCAAACUUAACAUGUGUAAAUAUUUGUAUGAACAUAAGAUAAACAACUGAGACAUAAACUGAACAAGUUCCACAGACAUUUGACUAACAGA